Molecule: messenger RNA, 762 nt
Organism: Colletotrichum truncatum
Lineage: Eukaryota; Fungi; Ascomycota; Sordariomycetes; Glomerellales; Glomerellaceae
Source: RefSeq, a predicted model, not a curated record
AUGUCUACGGUAGAAAAUCCCUACCGAACCUACGAAGCCCUCUGGGCCUCCCGGAUUAAGGUUGUCGGCGCACCUAAUAGCGCCAAGCUGCUCUUCAUGCCGGUGCAGGGCACCAUGCAGAGCGCCGUCGAGGUGCUCUCCGACCUAGGCGACCUAGACACGCGGACGCCCUAUUACGACCAGGCAGCGGGGACAUACCACCCUGUUAGCGCGCUGCCUAUCUCGGAGCCCAAGGUAUCGUCCAUCACUGUCAACGUGCCAGAGCUGGAGGACUGGGAGGAGAACUGGCUUAACUUGCACGAGCAGCACUCGGAGCCGGACGCGCCGGACGCGUUCCCCGAAGCGCAAUGGGGGAAGCUGAGCGGCAGCCAUGGCGACGAGGACGAGGACGAGGACGACGAGCCGCAGCUACUGCGCUGCUGCAAGCAGGACCGGCCGCGCAGUAAGAACGCCAAGCUGACGAUCAAGCCCUCUAAACCGUGGGACGGCCAGGACAGCGGCUUCGUUACCGUGCACGACUACGUGAGCGCGGUGCACCCGUGGCUGGUGCGGCUGCGGAACGAUAUCCUCCGCGCGAUGGGCACGGCGGACGGGCUGGACGAGCCGCUCGGGAACGAGAUGAACCUGGUAGCUAACUGCGACGCGCUGCAUAGCCUGAUGAUGGAACCGCGGAUAUCUUGGAUCGGGCAUAGGAAGGGGCUGUACGUCCGGGAGGCGAUCGGGGGCAAGCUCCGCACCAGUGAGAUUAUCACGUCCGAGUAG